AUGUCAGGUCAGGAUGGCAUGGUGGUGCAGUGGUUAGGACUGUUGCUUCACAGACAGUCGUUCUGGAGUCGGCGUUCUCGGGCCUCCAGGAUGCAGCAGCACAUCCACUGUGAUUCCUGCUACAGCCGGCGCUGCAGGGCUCGGGUGGAGGCCUCUGUGUGCUGUGUGGUCACCCCCUGCCGUCUGCACUGUGGCGCUCUCUUCCACCUGUGCAAAGAAGAGGAUCACCUGCUGCUCUGCCCUAAUGUCAGGGUGCCCUGCAUCAAUGCUGCGUACGGAUGCCCUGUUCAGCUGCCUCGCUCCUCACGGGCAUCCCACCUCCAGGUGUGCCCAGCCAGCGUGGUGUGCUGCACCAUGGAGUGGCUCCGUUGGCCGACUGAUGACACAAAUCCACACAGCCACAAAGCCCUGCAGGACAACUUGGUGAAAGAAAGUGAGGGACAGGAGGAGGCUCUGGACCUUGCCAUGGCCAUAAUCGAUCAAAAAGAUCUUUACAGCCGCCUAAAAAUGAAGCCGCUCUAUCCAGAGCUGACAGAGGAGGAAGAGGAGGAAAUAAAUGAUGAGAUGAAAGAGGAAACCGCAGUUGGUGGAGUAGUCAAUGGUGUCGUAAUUGAAGAUACCAGUGAAGGUCUUCCUAAAAACACCUCCUGUGAGCAUAGUGGUGUUGAACAGACUGUACCAAACAGUGCUGUGCAAGGUUCAGGCAUCAACAAAGAUAAAUAUGACCUGUUCGAGAUGAUGUUCAGCAUGGACAGAGGCGGCUGUGAAGCCGCUCAGGAAAAUCUGAACAACCCCAAACAAAACCCAAACAUUGGUGACAAGGGAAAAACUCAGAGUGGCAGAAAUCCAAAAGGGACUGAGAGGCAGGACCACACAGACGCAGAGAAAGACAGCUCUGCAGCCAAAAACUGUCCCCCAGCGGACACCAGCAAGACCGGGAUGGCCCCGUGGCAGGAGGGAGUGCUGGAACGUUUGGGGCAGGAACUCACACCACAGGAGUACAACAUGUACGUGGUGCAUCAUGGUCGCAUGCUGCUAGCCUUUGGACAAAUCGAGGCCUGUACUCCGAGGGAGAAAGACUUUGUGUACGGCAGCUUGGAGCCUAUUCCAGUCCAGACACUGCGCUCAUUCAAGGUCCCUGACAGCUAUCACUACAGGCGACGUGUUCAUCUAUACGACACGGCCACACGGGUUCAAAGUGAACCUCGCGGUGUGGACACAUCGGACCUGGGAGUCAAAGAAGAUGAGUGGUUCACUGAUGAAGCGGCAGCCACCCUGCUGGGCUAUGCAGAGGAAGAGGUCAUGGGUCACAAGAUCAGCGAGUCGAAAGCAUACGACGGGCUCUACAUUGACGUGGGAACGCAGACAUAUUCGUUUCGCUCAGCCCCUUUCAAAGGGAAGACCACCCUGGCUGAGGUGAUGGUGGACAGACCGCUGAAGCUUCACCUGCAGCUGCAAGCGGAGAGUGUGAACAGCAGACACAACAGAGCCAGCUGUGUCUUCACCUUUCUCUGCGGUCACACCUUCCACCGGCGAGAGUUCGCCACACAUGUCAGGAAUGUGCACUGUGACAUCCACACAUGUCUGAGCGGUUGGUUCAAGCAGCGGUGUCCACUCGCGUAUCUGGGGUGCACCUACAGUCAGAGGAGGUUUCAUCCCUCCACACAUAAAGCUACCGUCACCUACAAUAAGGAGCUGAGGAGUUUUAACUUGCGUCCAACAUUCGAAGGAUUAGUAGGUGACAAUUCACCCACGAGCUCAGAAGGAAGAGGGGACUCUUUGAUCUCUCUUCCCUACGAGGUGCUGUGCCACAUGGCCAGUUUCCUGGACAGCCUGUCCCUCUUCCAGCUGGCUCUGGUGUCCCGCCUCAUGAGGCAGGUGUGCUCCACUCUGCUGAAGGAGAGAGGGAUGGUCACCCUCCGCUGGGAGAAGAAAACCUACUCACACGGGAGAACCAAGUGGAGAGCCAAGCCUGUGUGGGAGUUCAGUCAUCUCUUCUCCUCAGUGGAUUCGUGGCAUAUGGCUGACAUCCCUCCUAUAUCUGCUCACCUGAAAGUCUGUCCCUACUACGAGGUCUCCCUGCACAGUAAGCCGGUUUCCCUCCCCAGCAUGGACGAGAAACAGAGGUGCAGCCAGAAGAGUUCGAGCCUUGUCAACCAUUUCACAGGAAACAGAUGA
Pelmatolapia mariae (spotted tilapia) is the source of this 2178-nucleotide messenger RNA. RefSeq names its product F-box only protein 40-like. Gene Ontology annotation, cellular component: cytoplasm. Gene Ontology annotation, molecular function: protein binding; ubiquitin protein ligase activity; zinc ion binding. The record is from RefSeq and is a predicted model, not a curated record. The coding region runs from base 1 to 2178 and encodes 725 amino acids. The transcript has 8 exons. NCBI's taxonomy places the organism in Eukaryota, Metazoa, Chordata, Actinopteri, Cichliformes, Cichlidae.